AUGAAACAGCUCAUCUUAGACUGUGGCCAUGACCAUUAUUCAAUAAAUCCGUUCUUCAUAGACUGUGGCCAUGACCAUUACUCCAUAAAUCCGUUCUUCAUAGACUGUGGCCAUGACCAUUACUCCAUAAAUCCGUUCUUCAUAGACUGUGGCCAUGACCAUUACUCCAUAAAUCAGUUCUUCAUAGACUGUGGCCAUGACCAUUACUCAAUAAAUCAGUUCUUCACAGACUGUGGCCAUGACCAUCACUCAAUAAAUCAGUUCUUCAUAGACUGUGGCCAUGACCAUUACUCAAUAAAUCCGUUCUUCAUAGACUGUGGCCAUGACCAUUACUCAAUAAAUCAGUUCUUCAUAGACUGUGGCCAUGACCAUUACUCAAUAAAUCAGUUCUUCACAGACUGUGGCCAUGACCAUCACUCAAUAAAUCAGUUCUUCACAGACUGUGGCCAUGACCAUUACUCAAUAAAUCAGUUCUUCACAGACUGUGGCCAUGACCAUUACUCAAUAAAUCCGUUCUUCAUAGACUACUGUGGCCAUGACCAUUACUCCAUAAAUCAGUUCUUCAUAGAAUGUGGCCAUGACCAUUACUCAAUAAAUCAGUUCUUCAUAGACUGUGGCCAUGACCAUUACUCCAUAAAUCAGUUCUUCAUAGACUGUGGCCAUGACCAUUACUCCAUAAAUCAGUUCUUCACAGACUGUGGCCAUGACCAUUACUCAAUAAAUCAGUUCUUCAUAGACUGUGGCCAUGACCAUUACUCCAUAAAUCAGUUCUUCAUAGACUGUGGCCAUGACCAUUACUCCAUAGAUCAGUUCUUCAUAGACUGUGGCCAUGACCAUUACUCCAUAGAUCAGUUCUUCAUAGACUGUGGCCAUGACCAUUACUCCAUAAAUCAGUUCUUCAUAGACUGUGGCCAUGACCAUUACUCCAUAGAUCAGUUCUUCACAGACUGUGGCCAUGACCAUUACUCAAUAAAUCAGUUCUUCACAGACUGUGGCCAUGACCAUUACUCCAUAAAUCAGUUCUUCAUAGACUGUGGCCAUGACCAUUACUCAAUAAAUCAGUUCUUCACAGACUGUGGCCAUGACCAUUACUCAAUAAAUCAGUUCUUCAUAGACUGUGGCCAUGACCAUUACUCCAUAGAUCAGUUCUUCAUAGACUGA
Messenger RNA from Mya arenaria, 1161 nucleotides. RefSeq lists its product as uncharacterized. Lineage: Eukaryota; Metazoa; Mollusca; Bivalvia; Myida; Myidae. Bases 1 to 1161 code for a protein of 386 amino acids. The record is from RefSeq and is a predicted model, not a curated record. The transcript is spliced from 2 exons.